AUGUUAUUUUUGAUUGCUGAAUUUUUUGUGUUGUUGCAGUUACGCUCUCACGAUCGUUGCCAUCGUGAUCCACCGAUAACACUGAGUCUACCACCCGUUCCGGUGAAAAAGCGUCGUGGUAGUGCAGCCGGAUCAGCAGAGCCGCAUGAAGCGUCGGAAGGACCGAGUGGUUGUUGCUUGGAUUCGAAUGGAGAAUUUGGCUCGGGAUCGGAGCUCUCGGAACAAGCGAGCAGCCCGCUUGGUGCUGCCGAAGUUGGGCCAAAAGACGACUGCGGCGACGACUCGAUCUCGAUGAGCACCUUCCCGUUGGCUUUGUCGUCGUCUGAGCCAACAACGACAACAGCAGUAAAAUUGGAGGAAUGCGAUGUGAAAUUUGAGCAGAACUACGUGGAAGUAUGUGCUCGAGAGCCGAAGUGUUCGAAUAGAAAUUGGACGUCGAGAUCAGAGCGUGAGGCGACGACUGACUUAACUAGGCAUCAGCAGAUGGCCGCAUCGGCACAAUUUGAGCGUGCCGAGGUCGCGAUGGGAGUGAAGCUUGAGCCAACAACAUUGAAGCUCUCUGAAAGUGCCAGCAGNGCUCGUCGACGACGAUGGUGCACCGAAACGAUCACCUGGAGGACGCAGCGGAUCAAUUUUUGUUUGACCGGAGGUUUUAUGUGCGCUUCGAUUCCGCGCUCCUAUUUGCAUGACGAGCCCGAUUCUGCUACUGCUGCUGCUCAACAAACGAGCGACGGAGCAUGUCAGCUGGCCUUGUCAGCGGGGCCUUAUUCGACAUCCUCUUUCGUGGCAUCGAACACUGCAGCAACAGCAGCAGCCUGCCAGAUUCCUUCAGGUAGUAAUUACGCAAAUAAUUGUGCGGCAGUGGCUUGUACGGGUCAUUUUGCCGCGGCCGGUUAUUCAGCCGAAAGUCAGCAGCAGCCGAAUGCACAAGGUUGUCUUCCGAUGGGUGCAUUGCCUCUCCUGGUGACAUCUCGAGAACGUCAACGUCCUUCUGUAGCCGUGGCAGCAGCAGCACACCAACAACAGCAACUGUGCGUUGCAGCUGAUCGUGAGCUAUGCCUAAGCCGUUCGUCUUCAUUAUGUGGCCUGUCCGGGCAAGAACUACGAUCUGGAUCAGCAAGCAGCUCAGGAGCAGCUCUAGAGAAUGUUCUAGCUCUAGAGAAGGCACAACGGGCGGAAUUUGGUCGACAUUCGACAAGUAGUUCAUCAGCAAGCCCAUGCUCAUCUUCGGCCUCGCCUUCGGCAUCGUCGGCGUGUACGUGCACAAGCGUGACCGUAACUGCUGUCACCCAUGGGAUGGCGAAGAGGGCGAUCAGCCCUGCCGCAGCUGCUCUGUUGAAACGCCGACAUUGUGUUGCUGCCGCAGCUGAAGUGUCGUCUUCGAGACGACUCUCCAAGAAACUGGUGCAGUCAUCCAGUAGCCACGAAUGUGUGCAUCCAGGCUGCCGCAAGAAAUACAGUAAAAGCUCCCACCUGAAGGCGCAUAUGCGGACACAUAGCGGUGAGAAGCCGUACUGCUGCAAUUGGCCAUCGUGUGGUUGGAAAUUUGCGCGGAGUGACGAGUUGACAAGGCACUAUCGAAAGCACACGGGUGAUCGACCGUUCAACUGCAGUCUAUGCGAUCGUGCCUUCUCAAGGUCGGACCACUUGAGUCUUCACAUGAAACGACACUCAAUCAACGCGCCCAGCUGUUCGUCUCCAGCUGCAGCAGCAGCCGUCACUGCAGGAGGCGGCGGGAUUCGUGGGAAGACCGGCAGAAUGGCGUUGUUGAACUGUGAGUUGGUUGGCACGAACGUGAUGGGGCAUUGCGUCUCGAGAUUGUUGACCAACUGCACGGUACGUGGAUCACAUCGGAGUGCUGACGAUUCUGUGGUGGUGCGAAGAGAGGAACUGAAAUUUUGUUUUUGCGUUGUUUGGCUGGAAAUGUUUCUGGAAGAAAAUAAUUUUGAUCAGUAUUUUGAUCAAUCGGAAAAUUGUUUGAUCAACUGGUCGCGGCAUUUACCUAGUAUUUUUCAUCAUUAG
This is a messenger RNA of Anisakis simplex (herring worm), 2022 nucleotides long. Lineage: Eukaryota; Metazoa; Nematoda; Chromadorea; Rhabditida; Anisakidae. The record is from the annotation of a GenBank genome assembly.